AGACCGUAACCAGAUGCCAUCGUUUGUGUUGGAUUGUGAAAUUUGGAGGGGUUGAGGUUGUCGAUGUGAUGUUCAACUACAAGUAACAAUUCACGCUAGCCAUACAAGGGUGGUAUGCAUUAGUGCCUCCAAUACUAGGCAAAAGUGUUCCAUGGGAGCUCCCACCUGCGAUUCCGACAACAUCAUUUAUUUGAUACAACAAAACUCAAUACUUUUGGGUAACACGAUAUAAGGGCAGCAAUGUCAACCCCAGAUUUGGAGCCUGCGACGGUUCUCUGGUUAGCUAUAGAAUUUACAACAAAAGGAGAUUUAAGACUUCUACGAAUUCUUGUAUCGCGAUAUCGAAAUGUCCUACGGAAUGAGCUCCUCUUGCGCAUACUUCUUACCCAUCUACCAGAGUGUUUGGAAGCUUUCAAAUAUGUGCCAUUUCUACAGGAUCUCGCAUCAGGAAAAAUGAUCGACGAUUCUCAAGAUCCCAUUGAUUUGAGCGCAAUGAAGGGUAUAAACCCCGCAGAAGUAAAUAAGAAAGCCCGGAAACUACGCCUUCUUCCUCUACGAUGGAAAGAUGCGCCGUUGGAUGUUCCCGAUGACCACUUGAUUUUGUUCUUGAUGCAACGAGCAUUACUAGUCGACGAAAACACUGGCCUACUCAGUGAAGUCCUAAUAUUACUGACUCCGUUCUUAAGCUAUUCAUCAUAUCUACAAACCUGGACAAUUUCCACCAUUUUACCCCUCCUACGUCUCAAUUACGAAUACUACUCGGGUGCUCAGCCAAUCCUCACCAUUCGCGAGUUUGAAGCUUUAGACGAUAGUAAAGGAACAAAGUAUUUGCUCUCAAAGACCGGAAAGGAUUUAGAUACAUUGACGGAGGAGAAUAAGUCCGUGGGACGGGACUUGCGUGGAUUGACUGGCCCAUGGCUCUAUGGAGAUAAUAGAUGGAAGAGAAGAAAAGUUCAGGGCGAAUCUACAGCGCAGUCUCAAGCAGCUGUAUCAUUGGAACAAGCAGGCAUGAUAAAUCAUAAAUAUGCUGGCUGGGAAUUGGUAUUUGCAUGGAUUAUCGCUGAAGCAGGUAUAUCUUGGCCAACGGCUGUCAAGGCUGUUGAACAAUGGGAUGGACCAGGAGACGUAGAUCUAGGAGGUUUUGAUGAUGGAACGGAAUGGCUGGACGAAGAAGAUCAACGCCACUUAGAACAACGAUACGCAAAAGCGGCUCUUGCGACAGCUUAUCUUAUCCCUGAAAGCUCCAUUGAGGCUUUGACGGGUGUUCAUCGAAUCCUUUCCAGGAUUCUUACAUUACUUGAAAUAGAUAAGAUGCCUACAUUGGAAGCAGCUGCUAGCCUAUUAACCCCUAUACCUAUCCUGGAAAGAAGUCGUUUAUCCAUGAGGAACGCGAAAUAUCUUCGGAAUAACCAUUUAGAAGAGAAAAAUGCUUUGACAAACCCAAAUGAACCAUCCAUCCAUUUACUACGAGCAUUACUUAUUAGUGCAUAUCUUCUUACCAGGGUUGGGGAGGGAUGCAAUGUUCAGAGAGCUGGCGAGCUUGCUUUGCUUCAAGAUGAACGCGAGCAAAUGAUGACUUUCAGGGGAUUUCUCACCUCGUUUAGUCAUCCUCCCGGUACCGAUGAUCGAUUUUGGAUCAGGAUGAGAAAUGAAUUGCUAUGGUUAAGGGACUGGGGAGCCGAGAAACUUGAGGAUACCACCGAUCCCGGUCGUGGUAGGGGUGUCUUCGGUCGGGUUCACAAAGAGCUUAUCGAGGUAGAAUUCUUCAAGCUUCUUCUUGUCAACAGCCGUAUGUAAACUCAUCCAGUUCCGUAUCUGCCAUUUCAGUUAUUGACCGUCUCAUCUAGGAUAUACACUCGCCAAAUCUAUCUAUGAAACUUCACCAGAGAAACCUCUACCAAGAGAGUAUUUGCAACAUGCCAUCUUGACCGCGGCCGAGAAUGCCUACGAUAAUGCCACAAAUCCUAACAAGUCUAGAGGUGGCGUUAAGAAAUGUGAGGAGAUGUAAGUGUUUUCUACACUUUUGCGCAUUCCCUUUAAGCAUUUAUCAAUUGUCUUUCAACCAUCACAUCAACGAAAGUAGAUUUUUUAUAUUGGUCAACACUUUCAUUGAUGUUGACAUAAAAAGCUCAGUCCAUGGUCAUGACUCAGAACCUUCGAUAGAAUGUCUGGCUCAGCUAUUCAUAUUUUAGACUAAUUGAAUGUGGGGAUUGAUGAGAGGAUUGCUUUCAGGGAUCUGGCGUCAGCAGGACGCUUUACGCGCACUCUUUUUCUUGAUCAAAAUGCUAACUUAUUCCGUUAGUCUUAAUGCAUUUCCCGAUACAUUAAGCGACCACCACCAAACUCAAGAACUGCACAAUCUUGUUCUCGUUACGGACGAAAUAGGUCGUUACAGCUUGGUUCUGAAACAAGGACAACCUUUCUUACCAGUCAAUCUACGUGUAAAUAGUGACCCCCUGUCAAUCUUGAACAAGAUACUCGAACAGAACGACAAAAGCUAUACACAAAUCAACGAGUUUAUUCGCAUGGCUCGAGAAAUGGUUAAGGCAGGUCUAACCAUACCAGUUCCAGCCGGAUACCCUGUAACUCCUGAUUUGAAAUUCAAAAUUGCCGAAAAGCGUGUAAUCAGUAUGUGUAUUGAUAUUGCUCUUGCGGAAGAUGAUUUCGAAACAGCUUAUUCCUAUGUUGUCACCCGUCUUAAGGCUAUUGGCCGUCAAGCUCAUACUCGCAUGCCAGAACUUGAGCGGAAGAGUACGGGAUGCAUUGGUCAACGCUCACCUAAGCCCAUUGAUGAUUGGUCGUGGCGUGCAGCUUUACAAGCAGGUAAAUAUCGUCGAAAUGCUCAAACGACACGAGCCACUCAUCUUGGCAAUACUAGUGGAAAUCCAGAGAUUAGACAUCUGCAACAGAGAAUGGAUUGCUUGGCCCAAGCUCUACGGAUGGCGCCAAGGGAUACUUUGCAGGAGGUCUUGAAUGCAUAUCGCAGAUGUGAGGAAGAGCUCGAUACACAGAUCAAGCAAGAAGCAGAGCAGGAAGAAGCGUGGGAUGAGGAGAGUCACCAGCUGCCUAAUUCCGUAAGACUCCUUGCUGACGAGUUGUUAAACUCUGUAAGCUUUGCUCGAUUCUUGAUUUAAAUCGUCUUGAAUUGGAUUUCGGGAGUACAUAUCUUGCUGCUCAAGAACUGAACGCAGAAGCUUGGCUGGGUUCUUAAUCUGUCACAUUGACUUGUGCAACGGUGAGGUUGAAAACAAGGUAAAAGAUGAAAAUAUUCAUAAAUGAACUAAGAUAUUGAAUAUAAUAUUUUUGUACAAACUUGGCUUAUUCGUGAAUACUCUAGAUCAUUUACGAAAUAACCUCAUUAUUACUUGAACUAGAUAGGUGUAUUGGAUAAUGAGCUAGUUCAUUCAAAAAUGAAAUGCAGUUCAUUAACCAUUCAAUUAAUCACGUUGAUUGGCGAAUCCCGAAAUUGGCCAAAAUGCCCCGGAACAAAGUAUAUAAUUUAUCAUGAUCAAUAUUCUUCAUUGUUGCUGACUCUUCUAAUGGAAGAAGAUAAUAGAUUGUUCUUGAAGUCGGGGUAUUAUUUCUAA
Sclerotinia trifoliorum is the source of this 3587-nucleotide messenger RNA. Lineage: Eukaryota; Fungi; Ascomycota; Leotiomycetes; Helotiales; Sclerotiniaceae. The record is from the annotation of a GenBank genome assembly.